AUGCCCAAGUCUCUGUGCAUUCAAUGGAGCUUGCAGUUUCAACGCUUCACCGUCCCUGGGGCGUUUCGCCUCAUUGAUUACGCUAAAAAAGGGAGCAACCGGACAUCCUACUUCUCGCAAGGUGGAGACUACAAUAGACUAGUAGCCAAGGCAACGUUUCCUCAUUGUGUUGUCUUUCUUUCUACAUUCACGUCCAUUGGAACCAAAGCUGGCAAUGUUUUAUUUCGAGUCUCAACUGGAGCUGCUGGACGCGAACCACGUUUCCGGGGCCAGCCUUCGACCAUAGUCACAAGCAACGCACCCGAUUGUACUAUAUUUGCCAAGGAGUUUCUUUAUCUCGCUUGCAACGAGCUUCAUCAACUUUGCAACGCGACUACCUGUCAAGAUGGGGUUACCAAGCUUUCUUGCAACUCCCUGGUGCGUACUGGGGCCACGGCGUUGCCUGUAUUUAAUGGGGCCAAGGAUGCUAUUGCGGCCGCAGUUAUACUGCGUAUUCCUGACGUGAUCGGGGAGGCGGGCUUGGCGCUUGGGUACGAAUUACUUGAAUCCCAGAGGAGCCGACUCAAGGAGUGGAAGAGCCAACAGUCGGAGCUGACAGGCGUCGCAGGAGCUACAUGGGAUUCCGACAAGGACGAGCAGCAAGUCCAACAGGAGAUCGCCAACAGGUUUUUGAAGGAAGGCGACCCCCGAGGGUACAAGUCCUUUUUUGUCCAGCAGCCCUCAAUCAAGAGAAUCCGGAGAGUCCUUGUCCCAUAUAUUGUUUGCCGCACUUCCAAGUCUCGAAUGCCUGACGGAAGUCUUAUCUUGAACAUCCCGGACCUUAUCGAGUCCAUCGUAUGGAUUUCCAUCAAUGAUGUCGAAAGGAAGGCACUUGUAGACCUUUACAAUCGGCUCAUGAGCAAAAAGCCAAAAGGACUCCAAGGAGAAAUGCUUUUGAGCUGGAACUCUUUCCUGAUGGACUAUAAGCAUGUUUUGUUCCACCCUCUGAUGCGUGCGGAGACCAACGCUCGGUUGGAGCCUUUUUGGGAGCAGUGGACGCUCGAAAACCUCCAGUCCCGGGCAUCCUCAAAGCUCUUAGCAACCUUGAGCAUCCUUGAGCAUUACAAGGAUCCUGCUGCCGAGCCGCUGUUCUUCAACCGUGAUGGCACUCGCAACGUCAAACAAGAAUCGAGCUUUGUGUCUCCUCCUUCCAUUCAAGCUCCAACCAAGCCACGAAAAAUUCUCAUUUUUAUCAUGUACGACCGCCACACCCAAGUCACCAAAUUCGUGAGUGCAUGUCUGCUUCUCAAGACUUCAUUCCUGACCAAAGUCUCGCCUCUACAGAUGCUGGACCUUCACAAAUACAAGUACGUCGAGUACAAUGGCAGCAUGACCGACAUUGAGCGUGAUCAAGCCGUGAAAAACUUCGAAUCUCAAGAUGACGUUUAUAUCAUGCUCCUUAGCAACGUUGGCACUACCGGUUUAAAUUUGACGAUGGCCUCGGUUAUAAUAUUUUUGAGUGGCUUGUGGUCUGGAGUGGAGACCAAGCAGACAGGCGGUCGAUGUUGGCGCCCCGGGCAACUUCAUGUUGUCCAUAUGUAUCAGCUACUUGCCCCAAACACGGCCGACAAGAUCUUAUCUUCGUACGCGACAAGCAAGACAAUCAUGGAGAACCGGUUCUUCUCCCAGACCAAGGAGCUUGCUACCAAGAUCUUUCAGUACAAGGACAAGACUGAUAGCAAGGCAAGCGAGAACGAGGCUCCUACUUUGUAUAGUCGCUCUGCUGUCGUCCCUCGUGCACUGAAGAGCCAAGAGGGUGAUACUACGUCUACCCAACCUACGAUCAAAAAGGCUGGGUCAAGAAAGAGAAAGGCGCCUAGUUCUUCCACUCAAACAAGGGAUUCAGAGCAACCUGACGCAAGUGCAAGCAAGCCCAAGCGAGCCAAGGUAUCGGACAAAGAUAAAGCCAAGAAUGCAGCGCAGCCUGAGCCGUUGCCGUCUGAACAUUGGUCGUCAUCCCCGGCUCAAGGAGCUCAAACAUCCUUCCCGAAAGGCAAAGUGAAUCCAGGAGCAACAAACGGCAGUAGCAAGAGUGCUGAGACUGCCUCUUCAGAGCCACAGUCACCACCACGAUCACAACCACGACCACGACCACGACCAAGAAUGCGUAUCUCUCCCAAUGUCAAAGAUGGUGGAGCUAUUGCUAACAUCGUAUCUCCUAUGCUACGAGCUGAGACGGUCGAGCCUUGCGUGGCAUCAAGCUCCAUCCAGGUCCCUGUUGCAUCCGAUACUCCUGUACCGACUCAGUCAGCCCCUCUUACCACUGCCGCAGGUUUGGCUGAUCUACCUUUGGUUAGUUUUGCACCGGAAUCCAGCCCAGAAGUCUCAUCUAUCGCUGCGGUACGGGUUCCGGUUCUGCAUGACCCGCCAACACAGCAGCCGAGUUUCGCUCCUUCCCCUGAUUCCGCUCAACCAUCCACAUCUCAAGACCUCCCUGCUGUUGAUUCCUUGGCCCCCACUGCAGCACAAACUGCCUGCAAGGAUCACAAUCACUCUCCUGAGCCAUUGGUAGGUCACGAGCUGUCAUCUGACUAUGAUCCCGACGUUGAUGUCGUUGGAUUGGGUGAGGACAAGGAUCUUCCGGAUAUCUCCGCGGUGACUCAAGGGGGCUCUGUUGCGGAUUCUUUGAGAAGCACUGGCCCAACCCUCGGGGGCCCUUCGUCGCUCAAAUCCUCACCGGUACUUCCUCAAGGAUCAGGAUCUGACGGCCGUGCUGUACUUCAGGAGAACCCUUAUCCUCACGGAGAGUCCUUGCUUGAUGCUUUUGUUCACGAGCUGCUCAAUGAUCUUGAUCAAAGCCCUGGUUCACCCACCAAAUCGAAUCCACCCCAGGCAAAAGACAAGGCAACUGCGGUUGACACGAGGGCGCCCGCUCCUUACCACCCCACACCCGCAAGAACGUGGCGCACAUCAACGACAAGUAGGAGCUUGGCAAAGCUAACGCCUUAUCAACCACCUCAAAGCAACAGCAGUGCUUCCAUCCGUCCACGACAGCGCGAUGUUAUUCCUCACAAGGCCCCCGAACCUUCCACAAGCGAGCUACCUGAUGGUCCCAACUCAAACCAACCUGCACCACCCCAAAGGCCCAUGGUAAGGUCGGGUGCAUUCAAGGAUGUGAGUAAAGAGGAUGUGCCCAAGGUUCUGGCCAAAGGCAAGCAAGCCGUGAUGGACGAAGUAGACCGCGUAUCCCAGACUGGCGGUGUAGGUGUUCUCAAAUCUCAGCAAAGAAGAAUGAUGGCAGUCAAUAGUGCCUCGAUUCAAGUUGUACCUUCGCUGGAAAACCCUUCUUCCUCAGAGAAGCCUACCUCCCGGUUAUCUCGCUUGGGUUCCAAGAGUAAUCCACCUUCUUGA
Rhizoctonia solani is the source of this 3390-nucleotide messenger RNA. Its product is annotated as Helicase conserved C-terminal domain. NCBI's taxonomy places the organism in Eukaryota, Fungi, Basidiomycota, Agaricomycetes, Cantharellales, Ceratobasidiaceae. Bases 1 to 3390 code for a protein of 1129 amino acids. The transcript is spliced from 7 exons. The record is from RefSeq and is a predicted model, not a curated record.